AUGGAGUCUCAGCUGUCUGUACAGCCGCGGCGGUGUUGCAGCUGCAGCUGCUGCUGCAGCAACAGCAGCAGCAACAGCAACAGCGCUGCAGCCGAUGGGGCAGUUAGUGACGCGGAGUUUUCUACAGCAGCAACGACAGCAGCGACAGCGACCGCUGCAGCAGCAGCAGCAGCAGCUGCAGCAGCAGCAGCAGCUGCUGCUGCAGGGGGAGCACCUAGCGAUGAGAAUCGCGCGGUUUCUCUCUCUUUUGCUGCUGAUGCUGCUCUAGAGCUGCCAGAAUGUAUUGUUGCUACUAGAGAUAUUUCUGCGGAUUUAUCUUAUAUUCACUCGUCUUUGCACGAACUCAAGCGGGAGUUAACCAGCAAUAAACAGCUGCUGAGCUGCAUAUGCCGCAACAUGGAUGCAGCAGCAGCAGCAGCAGCAGCAGCAGCGCACCAGCAGCAGCAGCAGCAACACAGAGAAGGAGACACAGAAAGCUUUCGUAUCUUCACUCCUUUAGCACUCAGCAGACAGUCGAGCGCUGCUUCCCUCCCAGAGGCCCCAGAAGAAAACAGCAGCAGCAGCAGCAGCAACAGCUUUUUUUGCUCGGACGAAGCAGCAGCAGCAGGGGCUGCAGCAGGGGCAGCAGCAGGAGCAAGAGCUGGUGCAGCAGCAGGAGCAGCAGCAGGAGAAGCAGCAGGAGAAGCAGCAGGAGAAGCAACGGGAGCAGAUGAGGAAGCAAGACUCGAAGCAGCAGCAGCAGCAGGAGCAGAAGCAGGAGCAGCAGCAGGAGCGGAGGCAGGUGCCGCUGCGGGCGCCGGUGCAGCAGCAGCGGAAGCAGCUGCUGUAGCAGCCGAAUCAGCAGCAGCAACAGCAGCAGCAGCAGAAGCAGCAGCAGCAGCAGCUUCGUCUCCUCGUUGCACGAUAGAAACAGCUAGCAUUCGAGUUGCAGAGAGCAGAAGAAAGUUUAAUAGCCGAAGUCAUUACUUCCCGAAAGUCCAAACAGCAUCAGGCGAAAAGGAGUGGGAAGAAUAUAUCUCCACCAACAAAGGGCUCAGCAAAGACAGCACCUAA
Molecule: messenger RNA, 1053 nt
Organism: Eimeria acervulina
Lineage: Eukaryota; Apicomplexa; Conoidasida; Eucoccidiorida; Eimeriidae
Exons: 1
Coding region: 1-1053 (350 amino acids)
Source: RefSeq, a predicted model, not a curated record